UCCUGCCUUGGGACCAGACUGCAGCACUACCAAACCUAAAAAGGCAUUGAGUUGAGUUGAGUUUAGACCACUGUGCUACAAGGAAGCUUGAUUCACUACACCUCCCUUUGGAUUUUUUGUCACUUUAUUCAUUCUCUUCUGGAUACAUAGAACCUGGAUUUGUAUGUACAAACAUUUGAGAAAAUUUGAAAAAGCUGAAAAAGUCCUUCUGGCAUGCAGGAAUGACCAAAGCUAUUCUGUCCGGAGCAUAUCUUUAGCAGUUCCUUCUGUAUUUGUGUUGCUGUUUUUUUUUCUUCCUUGAAGCCUGUGGCUUCCGUCUCAGGAUUGGUCAGAGAGCAGCCCGUCAGCAGCAGUGACAUUGGAGUCGUCCGGGGUCAGAGGUCCGGUGUUAGAUACUGGAUGUAUGAGACGGCUUCAUGGGCCUGAAGGACCAUCUGGAGGAUGAAACAGACCACAUCCUCAACCUGGGGCUGGAUUUGGACUACCUCCACGUGGAAGGCACCGACCGCCAGGCCAGCUUGAGUGCCACAGUCGGCACACACUCAGGAGCCUUGGAGGGGGACGAGACGGAGGUAGGAGGCACCCAUAGCAGUGUCAGUAGUAGCAGCAUCAGCAGUAGUAGUAGUUGUAGUAACUCCUCUGAAGAGAGUGCUGCGUCGGACAGCGAGGAUGAGCGGGGGGUCCAACAUGGCUCUGGUUCUGACGCUCAUACCACCCACCCGCACCCCUGUCACCCUGCUAGGCAGGGCCUGGCACAGAGCCCCCAUUCUAGGGACCCAAAACACUCUACCAACCCCUUCACAGAGUACCGCUCCAAGAUGGAGUUUGCCCUGAAGCUGGGCUACUCUGAGGAGCUGGUUCUGCUGGUUGUGCGGAAGCUAGGGCCUGACGCCCUCAUUAAUGACAUACUGGGAGAACUGGUCAAACUGGGCACCAAGUCAGAGACGGAUCAGGCUGGGGGGUCGGCCACCUCCCACUUGCCCUCCUCCUCCUCCUUAUCCUCCUCCUCUCUGGACUCCUGCAGGCUGGACUGCUCCUCCCAGCUGCUGUUGGAUGACAAGGAGAACAUCAGACCUGUGGUGGUGGAUGGGAGUAAUGUAGCCAUGAGCCAUGGGAAUAAGGAAGUGUUCUCCUGUCACGGCAUCCAGCUGGCUGUUGAUUGGUUCCUGGAGCGUGGUCACCGUGACAUCACUGUGUUUGUUCCCGCCUGGAGAAAGGAACAGUCCAGACCGGACACCCUCAUCACAGACCAGGAGAUAUUGCGGCAUCUAGAGAAAGACAAGAUCCUUGUGUUCACUCCCUCUCGUCGGGUCCAGGGCCGCCGGGUGGUCUGCUAUGACGACCGCUUCAUCGUCAAGCUGGCCUACGAGUCCGACGGCAUCAUCGUCUCUAACGACAACUACCGGGACCUGGCCAAUGAGAAGCCAGAGUGGAAGAAGUUCAUUGACGAGCGGUUGCUCAUGUAUACGUUCGUCAAUGACAAGUUCAUGCCUCCUGAUGAUCCUCUGGGUCGCCAUGGUCCCAGUCUGGAGAACUUCCUGAGGAAGAGACCAGUUAUCCCAGAACACAGGAAGCAGCAAUGUCCCUAUGGGAAGAAGUGCACUUACGGCCACAAGUGUAAGUUCUUCCACCCUGAGAGAGGCAGUCAGCCCCAACGCGCUGUGGCCGACGAGCUGCGUGCCAAGAACUCCUCUUCAUCCUCUACCUCUUCCUCCAAAAGGGUGGGUGAGGCUCUGAUGGUGAAGAGUCACAGCAUGUCCAGCAGCUCCAGGGUAGACGGGACCCCAGACCCCCACCAAGCUCCCCCAAAGAGGCAGUCGGACCCCAGCCUUUGCGCCCCCCCCUACAACGACCUCCUGGAAGAGCAUCUGGGCAGAAGGACUAAAGCAGAGGCCCGCAGAGGGAGUAGCAGCAGCAGUAGCAGCAACUGCAGCAGCAGCCUCUUGGCUUCUGCUCCUGGGGGACCUCCUUCCAGCCACGGCUUCUCUCUUCAGGACUGGGGGAACACCUCCUCCAGAGCUCCAGGGCUGUCGGGGCUUGGUCACUCAAAGUCAUACUCCACGUGUGAAUCCCCGGAGCUAAGCUACCACUCCCUGAUGAGGGCCUACUCCAGCCUAAGCCUGGUAGUGCCGCGGAGCCCCGAUCGGCUGUUCCCGGCUGACCUACGGACGGGCUCACUGGUGUCUGACUGCAGCAGCGAGGGCAGCGUGAGCUCAGACUCCUUCUCCCCUGAUCCCCUGCUGGAUGACAGCCUCAAGUGCCACUAUCCCCACCCCCAUCACCACCACCAUCACUGCCCUAGCUGCUACCCACAUCACCCCAACCACCCACCCCCUGGUCUGACCCAGCACCCCCAUGGAGGCUCCCACCAUGGCUACCCUCAUGCUCAAAGCAGCCUGGAGGAUCCUCCCUCCUACCUCCACCACUUCAAGGCACAGCUCUCCUACCUUCCUCCCCAUAUUCAGCAACCGUCUGUGGGGAGCCACUCUGGCUGUUCUGGGAACUACCCUCCCCAAACUCUAUCCCAGACCUCAAGCCCCCACUCCCUCUCUCACAACUCUCCUCUGGGGCAUAACCUGGGGGGCUCCACCUGGCAGGACAACAACAGCCUCUACAAGCAAUCCCAUGUCCACCCAAGGAGGAUCUACCCUGGGCCAGGACAGGAGCAGCAACUGGCCAGAUGGGACCCCCACUACCAGCAUCCCCCCCAGGCCUGCUACGAGCCUUUCACUUUCCAGUCCCUGCCUGAGGGCCGCAAACAACCCUGGCACUCGCCCUGGCCCAGGGGGACACACUCUCCCCAUCCUCAAUCCCUUUCCUCCUCCCAUCCUCCACCUCUUACCCACCCCUCCACGGCCCCCCAGCACCAGGAGCCCCCUGCCCUGGGCAGAUACCAGGAUGUGAGGGAGAAUGUGUUUGUCAACCUGUGUAACAUCUUCCCCCCAGAGCUGGUGAGGGUGGUGAUGGUGAGGAACCCCCAUGUGAUGGACGCCCAGCAGCUGGCUGCAGCCAUCCUGGCUGAGAAGUCCCAGGCUGGCUACUGAGUACUGACACUACCGUAGCAGAGGAAAUAAGUGGCGUGCUCAACUCUAUAAUCUCCCCAAAACAUCUACGAUGCAGGGGAAGAUGCUUUGUCUUUUUCCAGCAAAUGUUAUUUUUUCAACCUUAUUGUUUUAUGUCACUGCCCUGCUCGUUCAUUGAUGUUGUGUGGUAUGAGAACACCUUCAGCACUUAAGGUCAGGAUUCCGGAGACUCUGAAUGGGAUGUGUUGCUUUAAUUUAUUUAUUUUGUAAUAUAUUUUAAAUUAUUUCUAUAGCUUUUUAUAUUUUUUUAAUGGCACUUUUCAUAGAUUUAUUUAUGAUUUUUUUAUUUUUGGAAAUCACAUCAUAGGGUAAGAGGGGCUCAAGUGUUUCAGGGUGCUUCAGAGUUAGGGAAAGUCCUGAGGUGUCAAAACAGGGUGAAUUCUGGGAUUCCAAAUCUAGGGUAUGGUUUGUCGUCAUAAAAUUACACUUCCAAACAUUUUAAACUAAAAGACAAAGCAAAUACAUAAGUCCAAGCUACACUGAUGACAUUUUAUCCCUGUCAUUUUUCAUCAGAGAAUUGUUAAAACAGGUGGUGAAUUUGAUAUCAUUGUUGAAAGAUUUGAUGAAUUUCCCAUUUAGAGAAGUGAAACGCAGGAACUCCAACUGUUAAAGGCCUGAUAAAGUUAAUGUGAAAACCCCAGGUUAUUGUUUACUCUUACAUACAGGAGCUAGUUCCUCUCUGGGGAGAGACCAAAAACUUACUUCACAGCAUAGAAGAUUGCGAUAUUGAUUUUCUUUUCCUUUUUUAAAUGAUUUUUCUUUGUCCUCAAAAAAACAUUCUGGCAAUUGAAAUCAUAUCAAUAUGGUUCUUGAGGAUAUUUAGACUAGUGCAGGUGCAUUGUUCGUUUAAACAGUUUUUUUUAUAUUGUUGUUUUUUUACGUAUGAAUGUGUUAAUUUAUUUGUCCCUUUGUCAUUUUCAUUAUGAGUAAGAGUAUUUUAGUUAAAGAGGGUAUCAUUACAAGAGAAGACGUCUGGUGUAACCAUCCAGACAGACAGACAAAUAGCGCUGCACUGUAACUUCAGUCUGUGGACAGGGUAUUUCUAGCCUCUACCUCCUGGCUUAGAAUCCAUUGCAAGUUGUCACUAUCGCUCAGUAAAUAGAAUAAAUAGUACGGCAAUAACACCUCUGUGCCUUACUCACACACAGCAGUCCAAAACACUGGACUUGUGUUGCCAAUGUAACCUGACCACCACAUACUUUAGUGAACAAGAGAAUGCCUCUCCUCGUUGAUACAAAUUGUAUCCUAUUAACUUAAACCAGAUCAUUGUUUUAUAUGAGAAUAUUUAUACAAGAGGUAUUUUGAGUAUAUGUGCCGUAAUUGGUCACAUUUGUUACUGUUAUAAAAUAUACUGAACAAAAAUAUAAACGCAACAUGUAAAGUAUUGAUCCCAUGUUUCAUGAGCUGAAAUAAAAGAUCCCAGAUAUUUUCCAUACACACAAGAAGCAUAUUUCUCUCAAAUGUUUACAUCCCUGUUAAUGAGCAUUUAUUUUUUGCCAAGAUAAUCCAGAUGUGGCAUAUCAAGAAGCUGAUUAAACAGCUUUAUCAUUACACAGGAACAACUUCGCUGCGGAAAAUAAAAGGCCACUAAAAUGUGCAGUUUUGUCACAACACAAUGCCACAGAUGUCUCAUGUUUUGAGGGAGUGUGCAAUUGGCAUGUUGACUGCAGCAUGUCCAAUAGAGCUGUUGCCAGAUAAUUGAAUGUUCAUUUCUCUACCAUAAGCCACCUCCAAUGUUGUUUUAUUGUUGUUCAGUAUAUAUUUUGGGAUUUAAAAAAAUUGUGUUUUAAGAAGUAUUUGUGAAAGAAAAGGGCAUCAAAUGCAAUUUAUUCAAACUACUGUACUGUGAUUGAUGAUCAGCAUACAGAGAGGACAGAAAAAGUUAUGUGAUAUCCGGGUUCCUUGGGACGUCCCUACCCCAUUGAAGUUGACAUUUUAAAUGGUUAAGGUUUGGGUUAGGUAAUGGUUAGGCUGGGGGUGAGGGUUUAAGGUAGGGAUGUCCCAAGGAUUCCGGAUAGCACUGAUCGACAGGAAAAGGUGGGUUGUUGUUUUUAUUAUUGUUUAACUGAAAUUGUGUUGGGUGGUCUCAGUCAUGCGAGUGUGACUGUGUCAGCUUUACAGUGAAGCCAGGAUUUAUUUCUUCACCAUCAGCCUCUAUUGACGGUCAUGAUCUUUCUCUUAAUAUAUUUCUGUACCGUGGUUCUCAGCUCUCUCUUCAAACUAAGGCUAUCCCUUCAGAGGAUCAGUGGAACACCGCUAACUUGACAAAGACAGUACUUUGUCUCUGGAACCAGUUUCUCAUCAUGACAACAGCCAAAAGUUAAUUUUUUUAGCUGAGCAACGUCUAGCACCUUUCCAGGGCACUAUGUGCCAGCGUGCUCCGGUGUGUGGCAGAGUAUUAAAUGCCUCUACAUGGCAUUGUGCUUUUUUUAACCACAUCUGAUGAUAGUCUGAACCAUGUUCAGUUAAACAAAUUAAUAUUUUUCCAUGUUCAGAUUUUUUAAAGAGGUGUUUUUGUAAUUCUGUGUGAUGUUUCUGUACUCUGUGUGAUGUUUCUGUACUCUACUGUUCAUCUCUGGUAUAAUUAAACACCCUUUGAUGAGGUGACUUGUGUUCAGUUUGCAGACAGUGUAUGUAUACUGUAUGUCAAUGGAGGCUGCUGAGGGGAGGAUGGCUCCUAAUGAUGGCUGGAUGGAGUAAAUGGAAUGGCAUCAAACCUGGAAACCAUGUGUUUGAUACUAUUCCACUUAAACUGCUCCAGCCAUUACCACGAGGCCGUCCUCCCCAAUUUAGGUGCCACCAACCUCCUGUGGUAUAUGUGCUGGUUUUUGUAUACAGUACUUGGUUGAAUUUCUUCCACCAAUUUUUUUUAUUUUUUUGGAAUUUGGUUCAUUUUAUUUUAUUUCAUCUGACUGAUUAGUAUAUUAUUGUAUUUGACUGUUUGUUUCAUUGUGUCAGUCUGUAUCCAAGGCCUACAAUUCAGGUUUUAAAAAACAGUUUGUCAGACACUCCAAAUACCAUGUAUAAUUUAUUUAAAUAGUCAUCCCUCUUGUUCUUUAAACCCAACAUAAUUUAUGCUACAAUAAAACUAUUACAUCUAAUAAAUGCUUAUAAAAGUGCAAAAAAAUAAGGUUGGGAGGCAGUAUUCUGUCAGGGACCAAAGCAAUUGGCAAAAGGAUUGAGGGUUAGCCUAUGUUAUAUAUGUAUUAUGAUGAUCCUCUCAUCACAGGUCAACAUGGGUCAUUUCAAGCCAAAAUGUAAUGGAGGAAAAUGGAGAACUGUGACCUGAUGUGAUGUUGAUGUUCUUGCCUUAGUGACUGUACUGUAUGUGAAUGGGGGGAGGGGCAACGCAUGUUAAAACAAUGAGCUUUAAGUACUGUAACCCCAGAGCACGUGACUCUUUAUAAUACUCUGGCCUGUGUAGCAGUCUUACUUGCUGAUUCAGGGAACUGAGGCCAAAUGGAAAAUGUUGACUCCUUAUGAGUUAUGAAUAAUAAAGCCUUACUCAAGCUUUCAA
Molecule: messenger RNA, 6600 nt
Organism: Salvelinus fontinalis (brook trout)
Lineage: Eukaryota; Metazoa; Chordata; Actinopteri; Salmoniformes; Salmonidae
Product: probable ribonuclease ZC3H12C
Exons: 6
Coding region: 417-3044 (875 amino acids)
Cellular component (GO): nucleus; cytoplasmic ribonucleoprotein granule
Molecular function (GO): mRNA binding; RNA endonuclease activity
Source: RefSeq, a predicted model, not a curated record